Molecule: messenger RNA, 201 nt
Organism: Coccidioides immitis RS
Lineage: Eukaryota; Fungi; Ascomycota; Eurotiomycetes; Onygenales; Onygenaceae
Exons: 2
Coding region: 1-201 (66 amino acids)
Molecular function (GO): ATP-dependent protein folding chaperone; ATP binding
Source: RefSeq, a predicted model, not a curated record
AUGAAGAAGAUGGCUGAAUCUCAUCUUGAUGGCAUUAUUAACAAUACUGGCAUGACCAUGCCAGCCUACUUCAACAAUUUCCAGUGUCAAGUUAUCAAAAAUGCCAGUCUUAUUACUGAUUUUAAUAUUUUCUAUGUUCUGAACAAGCUCAAUGUCAUCAUAAUUGUGCAUGACUUUAAAUUGAAUAUUGAGAUGUUGUAA